AUGCCUACACCGAACCAUAUAGUUCAAUUAAUUCGUUUAGACAAUUUAUGUAAAGAUUGGUCAAUAAUCCAUGAUCAAUCAUGUAAUUUAUUCUCUUCAUUAGUUAAUAUUUUGACUCAACGUCAAGCAACAUCAAACAUAUUAAAUUCUUCUUCACAUUCAACUUUAUCUAGGCUUACUACUAAUACAGUUAUCACUACAACAAAUAUUUUAGAUCAAAUAUUUCAACCUCAAACUCUUAAUCGU
Scutellospora calospora is the source of this 246-nucleotide messenger RNA. NCBI's taxonomy places the organism in Eukaryota, Fungi, Glomeromycota, Glomeromycetes, Diversisporales, Gigasporaceae. The record is from the annotation of a GenBank genome assembly.